GAUCCUCGCGCCGCGCGCGCCGUGACUUAACGCAGUUUUCGCGCAUCCGCGUAGCAUCCGCGUUCAACGUGGUUAUGUUUCGCGACGAGGUCCUAGACCUCGGUGGCCGUGAUCAUAUUUUUUUCCCUCCCAAUCCGCAUCGAGAGUAUUCGAGAGUCAUCGACGUCGCUCCUGUUUCUGCUUGUCGCGAGUUAAGUCCGCUCCCUCCCUUCUGCCGUCUCUCACGCUCUUUCUCUCUCUCUCCCCCCGCUGAGCUAUUUUCGUGUCUUCGGUCUUCGGGGCGCCGAGCACUGGCGAGCACCCGGGAACGGUGAAAUAUGUGUGCACGUAUACGCGCGACUCGAUAACACUCGGCCGCGAAAUAUGUCAGCGGGCACCACGGAUCCGAGCGAGACUGUCACGAGCGCGGAACACCCUCACGAUGGCUACCUCGUCGACGAGGUCGAUCGCAUCGACCUGUCGGACCUGCAGCUCGACGACGACGACGACGACGACGACGACGUUUGGUUGCACAUGCCUUUACAACACCGAGCCGAACCUGCAAUCCAGGAUCUAUAUGCCUGGUUGAAGACAGAACCGGAAUUGGAUGUUCAAAAUAACAGAAAAUGCAUUGACACUAGAACAUUCACGAGACCUAAGAAACGAUCGGCUAGAAUGAGCUUUGAAUCGAUUUUUGAAGGACUACCGCCUUCUACGACGGAUAAAGAGAAGCUACAGGAUGUUACGCACAUAGAAAAUGUGGGAAAAUCAUGCGCGCAAAUAAAGCAGAUCUGA
Messenger RNA from Temnothorax curvispinosus, 774 nucleotides. RefSeq lists its product as uncharacterized. The record is from RefSeq and is a predicted model, not a curated record. NCBI's taxonomy places the organism in Eukaryota, Metazoa, Arthropoda, Insecta, Hymenoptera, Formicidae. Bases 364 to 774 code for a protein of 136 amino acids. The transcript is spliced from 5 exons.